AAAGAAAAAAAAGAAAAUCGCAAUAGUUUUUUCUGUAUCUUCUCUGACGCUGCUUUACUUUCCCAACGACUUGUCGUCGGCCAUUGCUCCUUUCUUUAUAUUGUAAGCAGCAAUGAGCUUCACCGCUGCAACUCCAAUCCUUACGCCUUCCUAUUCCCUCUCCUCCCUCCAUUCCAAUCGCUUCAAAGCCACAAUCCUUUCUCCGAUUCCUCUCCGUCGUUCCUUUUCUUCUUCUUUCACCCGCUGCCGCCGCAACUGCUCUCUGAUUGCCACUGCCGCGACGACGACGGACGUUGAGAUCGAUAUGGAUGUCGAUAGACUCAAGGAGGGAAUCGCUGAGUUCUAUGAUGAAUCAUCGGGGCUUUGGGAGAACGUUUGGGGUGAGCAUAUGCACCAUGGUUUUUACGAUCCUGAUUCUUCCGUUUCUCUCUCUGAUCACCGUGCCGCGCAAAUCCGGAUGAUUGAGGAGACGCUCCGGUUCGCCGGUGUGGAGGCGGCGACGGCGGUGGUGGAUGUUGGGUGUGGGAUUGGGGGAAGUUCGAGGUAUUUGGCGAGGAAGUUUGGGGCGAAAUGUAGAGGUAUAACUUUGAGCCCUGUUCAAGCCAAACGCGCUCAAGCGAUUGCUGCUGAUGCUGGAUUAAGUGAUAAGGUGUGUUUUGAAGUGGCAGAUGCUCUGAACCAACCAUUCUCAGAUGGGGAAUUUGAUCUGGUAUGGUCCAUGGAGAGUGGGGAGCACAUGCCUGACAAAUCCAAGUUUGUGAGUGAACUGGUUAGAGUUGCAGCCCCAGGAGCCACCAUAAUUAUAGUGACAUGGUGCCAUAGAGACCUUGGGCCUUCUGAGGACUCCUUGCAGCCAUGGGAGCACAAACUCCUUCAGAAGAUUUGUGAUGGCUUCUAUCUCCCUGCUUGGUGCUCCACUGCUGAUUACGUCAAGUUAGUCGAGUCCCACGGUCUCCAGGAUGUAAGGACGGCAGACUGGUCUAGGAAUGUUGCUCCGUUUUGGCCCGCAGUUAUUCGGUCAGCAUUCACUUGGAAUGGCUUCUCAUCGCUCUUGCGAAGUGGGUGGAAAACAAUAAAAGGGGCAUUAGUAAUGCCAUUGAUGAUUGAAGGAUUCAAGAAAGAUCUCAUCAAAUUUGCCAUUAUUACUUGCCGCAAGCCUGAAUGAAGCUUCUUCCUCUACACCUAAUACCAAUGCAAUUCA
Messenger RNA from Cucurbita maxima (winter squash), 1201 nucleotides. Its product is annotated as tocopherol O-methyltransferase, chloroplastic. Gene Ontology annotation, molecular function: S-adenosylmethionine-dependent methyltransferase activity. The record is from RefSeq and is a predicted model, not a curated record. The coding region runs from base 113 to 1165 and encodes 350 amino acids. Gene Ontology annotation, biological process: methylation. Lineage: Eukaryota; Viridiplantae; Streptophyta; Magnoliopsida; Cucurbitales; Cucurbitaceae. The transcript is spliced from 5 exons.